AUCAUUUGCCACACUCGCCUUGGCUCAGCAGCACGGACGCACCCGCGGAGGAAGCCACUCAACUACUCCGCACCGGCUGCCUCACUGCCGGCAAGCCACCCACAGCCUACUCGUCACAUGCAUGCAACCCAAAGGACAUCCAGUCAUGAUGUAAACACGGACGGCACAUAUUCAUAAACCAGCGUGGUUCCAGCAGCACCAUGAGUGAGCGUGGCAGCUCUCGCCUACCAGCUCUUCUUCUCCUCCUGACAUUCCUUCUCUUCGCUUCCUCCCUGGAGACUCCGGACCGUCCCCCUAUACGCCCCCUGGUCCCCACCCUGGUCCCCCACCGUCCGACACCUCUCCUGCGCUCCCGCUUCAGCGCCCACCCUCAUCUGGACUUGACCACCCAUUGCAACUCCAGCUGCUUCCACCGCGCAGGAAGACUUCCGGGUCACCAGGCGGCUGACAACUUGGCCUUCGAGACCCUCUACUGGGACGGCUCUCGCACGCUGACCACCGUGGACGUGGAGGAAGAGGGCGGCGGUCUCGUGGACUCAUCACCCAACCGCCGGAUCGGACGGCGGCGCCUGAAGCGUCAGAUCUACGGCGCCGACGGGCGCUUCAGCAUCCAGGGUGACAACUUCCUGUUGGACUACCCAUUCUCGGCGGCCGUGCGCAUCUCCACGGGCUGCACCGGCGUCCUGGUGUCCCGCUGGCACGUCCUGACCGCCGCCCAUUGCCUCCACGACGGCAAGGAUUACGUCAAGGGGGCACGCAAGCUCCGGGUGGGCUUCCUCAUCCCGCCGUCUGUUAACGCGUCUGCAGCGGAACACUCGUCUGGAAAGAAGCCCAUGGUGCGCUGGGUGCGGGUGAGGCGCACCCGGGUCCCCAAGGGGUGGAUCCAAGGCCCUCAAGACCUCAGCAUGGACUUCGACUAUGCGCUCCUGGAGUUGCGCUGGCCCCACCGGCGGGCCUUCAUGCGGCUGGCCGUGGCGCCGUCCCCGGCCGGCCUGGCGGGCCGCCGCAUACACUUCUCGGGUUUCGACAGCGACCGACCCGGAGAGCUGGUCUACCGCUUUUGCCCGGUGGAAGAAGAGUCCAGCGACCUGAUCUACCAGCACUGCGACGCCCGGCCGGGGGCCAGCGGAUCGGGCGUGUAUGGCCGGGUGUGGGACAAUUCCUUGGAACGCUGGGAAAGGAAGGUCAUCGGGAUCUUCUCGGGGCACCAGUGGCUGGAGGUGGACGGAGAGAACCGUGACUACAACGUGGCCGUGCGCAUCACUCCGCUCAAGUUUGCGCAGAUUUGCUACUGGCUGCACGGAAAUCAUUUGGACUGCUCGCAGGACUGACGUGUCCGAGCAUAACUUGUUUGGGAAAUAACACCCGUCAUAAGCAGAGUGGGUGCACGCAUAUCCGGUUUUGUUACUACUCGGCUGAUUUUUGAAACAUGAGAGAGCCCACACAUGACGAUAAGAAAUUCCAAAUCGGAUUCCAACAGAACAGGGAGGGAAAAUGACUCUCAAUGUGUUCAAGGCCGAAAGAUAAUUGCUCAACCCAACUCAAUUGUAUUAAAACAACACUCGUGUAUGAAGAAUGAAUAUCGGUUUUAAAGAUGGACGGCGAGGGGGCUUGCUCAGGAUAAUCUUGUAGAGACAUUUGACAAACUGACCCGAUUUUUUUUUGUAGGUGUAUCGUCCAAUUAAUUGGCUAUCUUUCCAUUUCACAUCCCAAAAUCAGAGAAUCUGGAGCUCAUAUGAACUCCGUGUUGAGAUAAAAGAUUCCAGAGCAUAAACAUUGAACGGGUCUACUAUCUAUGAUCGUUAACCCCGGCUGUUUCGAGAGCAUGACACCAGGUUACUGCUCGAGAUAAUCUUUUUGACAUCUAAUCAUUGGGCCCUUGCUGACUUUGAAUGCAAGCGAGGGGUAUGUUAAAAUUCGGUCCUAUGAUCACCCUUCUUAAUUGGUUCGCGUUCCAAUUCACUUUUCAAUCUCGUACAUACUUCGGCUGAAAUCUUGAUCAUGAUUUGCAAUCUUAAACAGUGAAGAAGUCUAUGGUUCUGUUUCACGUCACAUGAAAGCAAUGAUUUUUUUUUCAUUAGAAAUAUUGAAGAGGUUGAACAUUUACUAGGUUGGCCCUGACAGUUUUGAGAAAAAAAAACUUAACAGACCACAAUAAUCGUUCAGACAUUUUGAGAUUUUACACUUUUCUGAUUUGGAUCGGAAGCUGAAAUUCACCCUAAGCAUCGAUAUGCGUGUACCCUACUCGACUGCCACAUAUUUUUUCCGCUGUACUGUAUUAACAUGUUUACAAGGUGAGAAACAUUCUUCUUGUACAUGACUUUAUCCAUUUACUUAUUUUACAGCAGAAACAGCUAAGGGUUGAUUCUACAUCUUCCGGGAUCCACUUCAUUUUUUUUUCAUCUGAAAAGAAACACGCUAGGAGCUUGACAGACAGAAUGUUAACUUUAUUUUUGGACAAAUGCUUGAUAUAUUUUAAUAAAUAGAUUUUUAUGACA
Messenger RNA from Hippocampus zosterae (dwarf seahorse), 2498 nucleotides. RefSeq names its product serine protease 23 (gene prss23). Gene Ontology annotation, biological process: proteolysis. The transcript has 2 exons. The record is from RefSeq and is a predicted model, not a curated record. The coding region runs from base 201 to 1331 and encodes 376 amino acids. NCBI's taxonomy places the organism in Eukaryota, Metazoa, Chordata, Actinopteri, Syngnathiformes, Syngnathidae. Gene Ontology annotation, molecular function: serine-type endopeptidase activity.